Molecule: messenger RNA, 1085 nt
Organism: Diospyros lotus (date-plum)
Lineage: Eukaryota; Viridiplantae; Streptophyta; Magnoliopsida; Ericales; Ebenaceae
Product: 2-hydroxy-palmitic acid dioxygenase mpo1-like
Exons: 4
Coding region: 168-776 (202 amino acids)
Biological process (GO): sphingoid catabolic process
Cellular component (GO): endoplasmic reticulum
Source: RefSeq, a predicted model, not a curated record
UGACAAAUGAUAAGGUAGGUGUGCUUAAUCAUAGCUGUCCCUUUAAUGACAUGUAAUUAAACAAACCCAUUCGUUUCUUUUAAGAAAGUUCUUCGUUCGUGUGAUUCAUCUACUGAAUCCCACCAGCUCUGUCUCAGAUUGCUAGAUAUCCCAGAGGAUCUCUCUCGAUGGGGAAAACUGGGUUGUUUGAUCUGGAGAGGCACUUCGCCUUUUACGGGGCUUAUCAUAGCAAUCCAAUCAACAUAGCCAUCCACACCUUUUUUGUUUGGCCAAUUUUCUUCACGGCUCUGGUCAUUCUCUACUUCGUGCCUUCUCCAUUCAAUCUCCCCAGCAUCGAGAUUUCUCUGAUCGGGAACAAUAUUGUUCUGCCUCUGAAUAUUGGGUUCUUGGUUACCUUGAUCUACGCCGUGUUUUAUGUCUGUUUGGAUGUGAAAGCUGGGUGUUUGGCUGCCUUCCUCUGUUUCGUUUGUUGGGUUUUCAGCGGUUACCUUGCAAGUCAACUGGGUUUUUCACUGGCUUGGAAGGUUGUUCUGGUAGCUCAGCUGGUAUGUUGGACAGGACAAUUUAUUGGACAUGGGGUAUUUGAGAAACGUGCACCAGCUCUUCUGGACAAUCUCUCUCAAGCCUUUCUGAUGGCUCCCUUCUUUGUUCUAUUGGAGGUUCUACAGGUACUUUUUGGUUAUGAACCAUACCCAGGGUUCCAUGCUGCAGUUGAAGCAAAGAUAGAAGCUGAAAUUUGCGAAUGGCAAGAGAAGAAGAAGAAACUAAUCUCUUAAGUUCGUGCUGGUGCUUGUGUCAUGUUACUAUGUGCUGGUGCUUGUGUCAUGUUACUAUAGGAAUAAGGCCUACGAGUUGUAAUUACAAGCCUUCAAACUUGUGUGCAGAUUGUGAUUUAGGAGCUCAAAAUUCCAUAGAGUUGCAGUGGAUUUUUGAAAACUAUGUUAUAGUUGACUUGAAAUAUUGCAAACAUCUCAAGCUUUGCAGGAUAAAUUACUCUUUUGAGAGCCCCACCACUGGGUGGCUUCUGGUCUGAUUCAAUUUGGAAUUUUUCAAGUAAUGCAUAAACUGCUUGUUAUUUGCCAACA